This is a messenger RNA of Papaver somniferum (opium poppy), 771 nucleotides long. RefSeq names its product histidine-containing phosphotransfer protein 4-like. Gene Ontology annotation, cellular component: nucleus; cytoplasm. Lineage: Eukaryota; Viridiplantae; Streptophyta; Magnoliopsida; Ranunculales; Papaveraceae. Gene Ontology annotation, molecular function: histidine phosphotransfer kinase activity; protein histidine kinase binding. The transcript is spliced from 6 exons. The coding region runs from base 74 to 526 and encodes 150 amino acids. The record is from RefSeq and is a predicted model, not a curated record. Gene Ontology annotation, biological process: phosphorylation; cytokinin-activated signaling pathway; phosphorelay signal transduction system.
UGUCUUGAACAAGUGAAGUUAUUGUAUCACUUAGUUUCAUUUCUUUACUUCUCUCCUUCUCUUCCAUUAAAGGAUGUCGAACAAACAAAUGCAAAAACGUGUUGCUUCCAUGAGAGAGGCUCUCUUUAAGCAGGGAUACUUGGAUGAACAAUUUAGUAUGUUAGAAGAAUUAGAGGAUACUGAUAAUCCUAAUUUCUGCGAAGAAGUUGUUACGAUGUUCUUCAGGGACUAUGUCAGGCACAUUAAUAACAUUGAUCGGGCACUAGCGAAAAACCCAAUUAAUUUCGAAAAGUUAGAAGAUCUUAUGCACCACUUCAAGGGUAGUUGCUGCAGCAUUGGAGCUGCAAAGGCGAAGAAUGAAAUUACAUUGUUCAGAAAUCACUGCAUAAAUGAAGAUGCUGAAGGGGUUAGAGGAACUUUCGAGCAAUUGAAGAAGGAAUUAGCAACACUAAAAACUAAACUCGAAGCAUAUUUCCAGGCGGCGAGACAAGCUGGACCCUCCCAGACUGCGGAUCGUCCCAAGUAAGAAAGCAUGGUUGAUAGGUGAAGUGAAUGCAUGGCACGACAACAAGGGUUUAAAACAGGCUGCAGAUGUACUUCGGUGGAAGCGGUAGUAGUUCAUAUGAAGUAAGGGAUUUAGUUACAUGUAGGAUUUUGAUUUUCUUUGUAACCUUGAAGUUAGAGAGGCUUAAGAAUAAACCCAUGUUGAAGAUGCCUUUUCGUAAUGAAAGUCGUGAAAGUGUUGGUUUGAAUGUUGUUUUAAUGGUUAAC